GCCUAAGGAUCCUCCCCUUCCAGCUCUUGCAAACACCCGGCUCCUCCGGAGCCUGCGGAUCCUUCUUGGACGCAGGCUCACCGCAAAGGAAGCUGCGAGGUGCCCGAUUUGCACACGUGAAGCCCGAGAUCCGGGGCGGUGGACGCCAGGCAAGACAUGAAAACCCCCAACUCGCAGGAGGCCGAAGGGCAACAAACCAGGGCAGUUGCAGGACGGGCCACUGGGUCUGCAAACAUGACAAAGAGAAAAGCCUCCCAAAAGAAACAGAGAGGCAGACCUUCGUCCCAGCCCCGCAGGAACAUCGUGGGCUGCAGGAUUUCACACGGAUGGAAGGAAGGCGAUGAGCCCAUCACCCAGUGGAAAGGAACCGUUCUGGAUCAGGUGCCUAUAAAUCCUUCUCUUUAUCUGGUGAAAUAUGAUGGAAUUGACUGUGUCUAUGGACUGGAACUUCACAGAGAUGAAAGAGUUUUGUCUCUUAAAAUUCUUUCUGACAGGGUGGCAUCAUCUCAAGUCAGUGAUGCAAACCUUGCAAAUACCAUAAUUGGUAAAGCUGUGGAACAUAUGUUUGAGGGUGAGCAUGGUUCUAAGGAUGAAUGGAGAGGAAUGGUCUUGGCCCAAGCACCUAUCAUGAAAGCCUGGUUUUAUAUUACCUAUGAGAAAGAUCCUGUCUUGUACAUGUACCAGCUUCUAGAUGAUUAUAAAGAAGGAGACCUCCGUAUCAUGCCAGAGUCCGGUGAGUCUCCUCCAGCAGAGAGGGAGCCAGGAGGAGUUGUAGAUGGCCUGAUAGGUAAACAUGUGGAAUAUACCAAAGAAGAUGGCUCCAAACGGAUCGGCAUGGUCAUUCACCAAGUGGAAGCCAAACCCUCUGUGUAUUUCAUCAAGUUUGAUGAUGAUUUCCAUAUCUAUGUCUAUGAUUUGGUGAAAAAGUCCUAACUGUUAGGGUAAACUUUGCCACAUUUGUGAAAACAAAUGUGUACUUUGUAGACAUGCAAAAUAAUGUUACUUUUCAGUGUAUUGAAAGUUUUAGGGUCCCUGUUAAUCCGACAUCUUUGCCAGCAUAACUGUUGUUUUGUCCUGAAAAAUACAAAUUUAUGUGGCCAUGA
Lagenorhynchus albirostris (white-beaked dolphin) is the source of this 1103-nucleotide messenger RNA. Its product is annotated as spindlin-2. NCBI's taxonomy places the organism in Eukaryota, Metazoa, Chordata, Mammalia, Artiodactyla, Delphinidae. The transcript has 2 exons. Bases 157 to 933 code for a protein of 258 amino acids. Gene Ontology annotation, biological process: gamete generation; regulation of DNA-templated transcription. The record is from RefSeq and is a predicted model, not a curated record. Gene Ontology annotation, cellular component: cytosol; nucleoplasm.